Molecule: messenger RNA, 2117 nt
Organism: Galleria mellonella (greater wax moth)
Lineage: Eukaryota; Metazoa; Arthropoda; Insecta; Lepidoptera; Pyralidae
Product: WD repeat-containing protein 13-like
Exons: 12
Coding region: 270-1562 (430 amino acids)
Cellular component (GO): nucleus
Molecular function (GO): protein binding; promoter-specific chromatin binding
Source: RefSeq, a predicted model, not a curated record
AUUUUGCUUAUUUUGACAUUAUAUGUAAACAAUUGCAAAAGAAAUAUUUUAUUUUAUUAUGCUAAUUAAUAGAAUUGAUUUAUAAAUACCUGUUGUGUUAUGUUUCGUGGUUGAUAGUUGUCAAGGAAUUGAAAAUUACAAAAUAAAAUAGGAAUUUAUGUAUCAGUAUGAUUCCUAGUUUAAUUAUAUGAACAAUAUACUUUCUAUCGUCAAACUUAUUAAUUAGUCAAAAGAGAACUAAUAGGGAGAAUGCGAAGUUACUUAUAAAUAUGGCUGCUGCUUUUCAACAACAAAUAUUUGCUCUGGAUGCUCGUUUCAAUGCAUAUCGAGCUCCUAACAACCCCAAUUUCAAAACUUUAUACAUACGACGCCGCAGUCAACUUCUUCGAGAAAAUGCUAAAUUUAAGGAUAUAGAAACAAUAAAGAAAUACAUAAAUAUUAGAAGUCAGCUGCUACAAAGACGCUAUGGGGUUCAAGAUAACAUCUCCAUCAGUUCAGCUUCCUCACGUGCAAGAUCUAGUAGUAAGGCUAGUUUGGCGUUUGAUGAUUAUCCAAGUUCUAAUAAGAAAAAGAAUGAUAUGACAAUAUCUGAAAAUUAUGCAUUUUCUGGAGUUCAUCAUAUAUUUGACCAGCACACUGAUCAAGUUAGUGUAGUGAAGUUUGCCAACAAUGAUAGAUCGAAGUUGUGCUGUGCGUCGCACGAUGGCACCGUGUCCAUCUGUGACGUGACAGCGUCGCCUCCCCGCGUCAGCUUUAUACUUGAAGGACACACUAAGGCCGUUACCGGGUGCGACUGGUCGGCGUCGAACGAGUUGCUGGUGACGUGCGGGCUGGACGGCGCGCUGUGCCUGUGGGAGGUGGCGGCGCGGCGCCGGCUGCGCGCCGUGCCCGACCAGCUCGCCGCGCCGCUGCUCUGCUGCGUCUUCCAGCCCGCCAACAACAACAUGGUCAUCGCAGGCAAUGCCCGCGGUAUGGUCGAAGUACUCAACAUAUCCACUGGAAUUUAUCCAAAAGGCGGCACCAGCAUUCUAGGCGGCAGGGUGUUGUCAAUAGCGUGCGAAUCAAGCGGCAGAAUGUUUUGGGCCGCUAACGAUAAGGGCGUGAUAGUGAGCUACCGGCUGGAGGGCGCGGGCGGCGCACUGAGCAAGCUGCGGCGCUGCAGCGUGGGCGGCGCGGCCGGCUGCGUCAGCUGGAGCCCCUGGCUGGCGCGCCACCCCGCGCUGCUCGUCAGCGCCGCCGACAACUCGCUCUAUCUCUUCAGGAUAGUGGACCGCGACGGCAGUUUAGUGUUAAAGAAGCGUUUCGACACGCUGCACAGCGUGCACAGUGUUAAGUCGACGUUCUGCCCGAUAAUGUCGUUCCGGCGCGGCGUAUGCGUGGUCACCGGGAGUGAGGACUCCUGCGUGUACUUCCUCGAUAUAGAAGGUCACGCUGAUCAACCAGUGGUGAACAAACUACAAGGGCACGCGUCGCCGGUGCUGGGCGUAAGCUUCAGCUACGACGAGAGCCUGCUGGCCACCAGUGACGUGUCCGGCCUCGUCAUCAUCUGGCGGCGCAGCUGACACCGCUCGCCUACCGCUGACACCGACCAGGGAGUUUAAUAUGAACGCUUGAUACCAGAGUAUUUCAAAUUAAAUAUAACCGCUUAAAAUCCAUAGUUUAAUGAUAGUAUUACGUUAAAAUCUGAUAAUUUAUGGAUUAAGUUGAACUACUUUGCAAAUUGUCACUAAAUAUGCAGAUAUAACAGGUCAGUUUUUUAGUCUCGUGACUCAAAGCUGUCAUGUUUUUAAGUUGGUAAUAAGCAGACUUUUAAAACAUAUGUAAUUGUAAUAAGCCCCCAGCAAUUGAAUAUAUUCUUACAUAGACUAAAACUAACUCUUUUCGUAUUGUAAAUUUUAUAGAAUAUGACCUAUUUAAAUAAAAUCUGUAUGUUGUUGUUGACAGAAGUUUUAAAAAGACAAAUGUAUGUAUGAUAAAGAUAUUAAAUUAUUUGAUGAGAUAAUUAAAUUAUGCCACUGCAAUAUAUUUUUAAGAUGAAAAAUUGUAUUUUUAGACUUAUAGAUUAUACCUGACUAAUCUCUAAUUAUAAGAAAUAAAAGACACGUAUUGAGUCACAA